AUGCGGUGGCGAAUUUUCAUAUUAGCCUGUCUCCUACUAAAGGGGCUGGCUCGAACGGAGGAUGUCGAGGUUGUAGAGGCGAUUCCAGGUGAGGACAACCGGAACGAUAAUUCAGCGUUGAAUCGACAGGACAACGACAUAAACAGCUCGGAUCAAUUGGCGUUAGAAUCGUUAGGGGAGAAGGAUGCUGGCGGUAACCAUUAUAAGCCGGGUGGUCUCAGGGGCCAUCCCCUUCCACUUCCACCGAGUCGCGGUGGCCUGGGAUUACCGCAUCCGAGACCACAUCAUAACGUCGCUUAUCACGGUCCGCCGCCACCUUUGCCACCUUCCAAGACACCGUCCGAGGCGAUCGACAAGAUCUACACAACGGGCGGCGGUAUUAACACAGCGGUAGGCGCGGAACCGUGGCCGGCACCCACGCCCGACAUGCCGAAGAUCAUUUCAUUGGACGUGAAGUGCGAGAAAAAUCUGAUGAAAGUUUACCUAGGCUUCGACAAACCGUUCUACGGUAUAGUCUUCAGCAAAGGCCAUUACAGCAAUGUUAAUUGUGUGCACUUGCCGGCAGGUUUAGGUCGUACCUCGGUUAACUUCGAGAUUAGUAUUCACGCGUGUGGCACAGCUGGAAAUACGGAGAAUGGUUUAUACGGUUACGGCGCCGAAUCCGGGUCGGGGACGUACUUCGAAAAUAUAAUCGUGGUGCAAUACGAUCCGCAAGUUCAGGAAGUUUGGGACCAGGCGCGCAAGCUACGUUGCACGUGGCACGACUUGUACGAGAAGUCUGUUACGUUCCGUCCGUUCCCGGUCGACAUGCUGGACGUGGUUAGAGCUGACUUUGCCGGCGACAACGUCGGUUGUUGGAUGCAAAUACAGGUCGGCAAAGGUCCAUGGGCUUCGGAGGUCUCCGGUCUUGUUAAGAUCGGUCAAACGAUGACGAUGGUACUCGCGAUAAAGGACGACGACUCUAAGUUCGAUAUGCUCGUGAGAAACUGUAUGGCUCACGACGGCAAACGAGCCCCUAUACAAUUGGUAGACCAGAGAGGUUGUAUCACCAGGCCCAAGCUUAUGUCCCGGUUCACGAAGAUUAAAAACUUCGGCGCUUCAGCGUCCGUCCUCUCCUAUGCACAUUUCCAGGCGUUCAAAUUCCCGGACUCGAUGGAGGUACACUUUCAAUGCACCAUACAGAUCUGUCGAUAUCAAUGUCCGGAGCAAUGCUCCGAGUCCCCUUUGCUACUGGAAUCUCAAGGUCUUUUGGAGAAUCAUCAUCAUCCUCCUUCUAGUGGCCAUCCUGAUUCCAGUUACGGCCUACCACCUCCUAUUCCGCUUCCUUUGGAGGCUUAUUUACAGGCGGCCGCCGGACGUCCACGGGACGAGAGGCGAAGGAAAUCUCGAGAAAUAGUGCCGACACCGCAGAAAGCGGUCGGUGUUAAUCGGAUAAUACGCGUGGUCUCUACAGGUGACCUGACGUUCUCCAUCGACGAGUCCAACAAUGGUGAAACAAACGGUCCGACAAUGGUGUUUCCCGUACGGAACGAGAAUACCGCGAACGCGGCUAUGAUUUGCAUGACUACACCAGGUUUUGUCGUCACUCUAAUAGUACUUCUUGCCGUGUUACUGUCCUCCUGUAUACUUUCCACCUACCUCUGUCUACGCCUAAGACCGUUCUCAGGAAAAGUUAGGAAGACCGCGACGUAUUAUAACGGGGAGCAAAACAUGCCUAAAAAGUCGACGAGGACGUGUUUCUACUCGUAG
This is a messenger RNA of Habropoda laboriosa, 1749 nucleotides long. RefSeq lists its product as uncharacterized. Bases 1 to 1749 code for a protein of 582 amino acids. NCBI's taxonomy places the organism in Eukaryota, Metazoa, Arthropoda, Insecta, Hymenoptera, Apidae. The transcript is spliced from 2 exons. The record is from RefSeq and is a predicted model, not a curated record.